AUGCACCGCUUCUCGCGCUCUCGUGGAGAAUCAGCAGAGCCCGAGCGCAACGAAGCACCUGUGCCCUCGACACGUAGUCUGUCACUCCUCUUUCCACCUAGGGAGUCCCACGACCGAGCCAACAAGAACACCAAGACUUCUCCGACCACGCCAAUCGAGCCUUUGUACGACCAAAACACGACCGUUACUUUCCCGCUCUCGCCGGACGACGAGCCUAGAAUCAUCAUUGCUCAAGAUGACACGGGUGUCUCGAUCGACCGCCUUCUUUUCGACUCACACUGGUCACGCAAGAGCAACAGAGACAAGUCCGACGACUUGAACAGCCCUUCAAAGAGUUUUUCUGCUAGGCCGUCUUCGUCCGCCGGCCAUCAGUCUCCGACCAGCAGUGGCUUCCUGCGAGCUCAGCACUCUCGUGGACACAGAUCCACCAUUUCUGUUGUGCCAGAACGCAAUGGCUCUCCUCCCACGCGUCCGUCCAUGCCCCGACUCGACUCGACUUUCGUUCCUUCUACACAAUUGCGCCGUACGCCUACACCAGCCUCGCUAGCCGACACUCGCAAAGACAUCAACACUCCCAUAGAAAACACCGCCGAAGAGAUGGACUCAUGGCUGGAUUGCAUGUUCGGCAAGGCCCCAAUGAGAUACAAGGGUCCUGUUACAAAAAUCCAUCAUCUCCAACGUCAGCCGCCGGACGACAGGCAAGACCUUCGCCCAAGAUCGUCACCGCGUGCCGGCUUUGGAUCGUACUCUGCAAAAGAAAGCUCCCCUCUCAAGCCCAGCUCUCACGCUUCGAAUAAGCGAAGAAAGGAUGCUUUGCUCAUGUGCACAACCUUUGCCGUAAACAUACAUGACGAAGAUCUUCCUGAGCAGUUACAACAUGCGACGUCUGUUCAUGGAUCACGCCACUCUUGUACGCUCAAGAAACGUUUCAGCACUCCCAUCUUUGGCGUAGCCAUUCUCGUACCUCUGGCCAAAAGCAGUCCAUCCCUCGAUCCUGCUUCACAGAACAACAUCUCGGAACAUACUGAUCCUGUACAAACCAUCCUUGACGACUGGCAUAUAUACGCUCGAGCUUUGGACGCUCUCAGAACCACUGCCUUGGUGCAGAUUCAGCAACGACUUCGCUCAAAAGCCGAGGCACUUGCACGUUCCAAGGCUGCUGUUUCACCCACAGUCCCUCGCCUAGUCAAAUUGGAACCGAGCGCAUUCGAGCAUACUCCACGGGUCCUUGAGAUGUCCUCUGCAGUUGUAGAUCGCAUAUCGCGCAGGUACCAGAUCCUACAUGCUGGACCACAACGAGACUGGAGCAUCUGGCGAGAUGAGUUGCGAGACUACACACGCGUCUCACAAGAUGCUGAUUCCAAGCGAGGAUUCUUCAACUUACACAAAAUCAACUUCAUGCAAGCCGCCUUGACGGCAGCCUUGAGUGUGGAUCUUGGCUGGCUCAAUAUCUUUGCUCCUCCUCAACAUCAAGCUCGUCUACGUGAAGAACGCCAGAAGACCCAAUCAACCUUCGAUAUGGCCCAGAAUCGUACUGUGAUUGUGAGCAUGGAUCAAAACAAGGCUCGAAAUCUUGUCUUCAUCUUCGCAAAGCUAUUCCCUUGUCCAGCAUCGGAGACCCAGUUCGAGAGUUUCAGGCGCUCCUCUUCGAGCAGUCAGACUUCUCCUAACAGACAAGUUUCUGCACUCACACAGGGCUUGAAAAAUGUCGAGCAUGCUCCAAACCAAAGUCUGGCAAUUGAUAGUGCCAAAGCGCAGACAAACGGGUAUAAUGCAAACGAGGCGCCUUGCACCCCGACCAUCUUCGAACCGAAGUUACAUGCCUCUCCUAGCACCUCGCCAGCCAAAUCACUGGCUAUCAACAACUCGGCAUCAUCCACACGGCAGUCUAGCAUUGUCAAUACCUCGGGAAAGAUCGAUAUAUUGGGCAAGGCGACUGUGGCCGUACCAAUCAGCGCGCCAACAUCAAGCCGCAAUACACCCUCGGGCUCUCCAGAGACCCGCCCCAGUAAUAGUCUGAACGCUCAGGGCAAUCUAAUGCGACAUCUCCAACGCGAAGGCAGCACGACCACAAGCAACGCCAGCACCGAUAACACGAGUUUAUGGAACAGUUUGCGAAGCAGCACUUGGAGUCUCCGGCCUCGUCGUGAAUCUUCGCUGACCGAAAGAAGCGAUAGCUUUGCCAGCAGCGGGCCGCGUGAGCAACCUGCAAGUAUUCUCAAGACUAGCAAAAGCUUUGCGGCUCGCCAAAGUUCCAAUAAGCUAGUGCGUAUGGUCGAAGAAGUCCAUGGCAUAGAAGAGUCUGUUGAGACCAACAGUCAACAUGCAUCAAGAAGAAAGAAGAACUCGUCACGUGUAUCGCCAAUCACCAUGGCUCACAAGACCUCUGCUCUGCAAUUCGAUCCGCCAGCCUCUGACUAUGCUGAUAUUGCAUAUACUUACAACCAGGAUGAGGGCAUUGUUGAUGUUGACUUCCCAGGAUGUACACCUGCUGUCAGUGUCACCCGCAGUCUUUCACCCAAAGUGUCUAGAUUCAAAGUACCAAGCGGCAGGGGCUGCUUUCCUCUUCACAAAGUUGCCAUGCAUGAAAACAGCGAGCAGAAGACAAGCCAAGACGCUCGAGGCUUUGCACGCUACGACAGGAUCGCUGGAUAUCUCGGAAACUUCCAUGCAGACUUUGCUUUGCAAGCUACCAGACCCUACGCAGAGCUUGUCAACGAGAUCAAAUGCGCAAUGCGGACUGAGCUGUCGCCAAUGGUAGAACCAUCAGAAAACCUCAGAGUUUUUAGCCAAGAAACAUGGAUCGACGUCUGCUCGACUGUUGUCAUGGAUGCUGAGGCUAUGACGGUCAGGAAAUUGACUCUCCGUCGACGUGUGCGGUACAAGCUAAUUGUGCCUGACGAUUCACCAAACCUGCCGAGACACGUCGCUACUGCAAAUGGACGAAAGCAGUCGAUGUGCUCAUCAAAUGGCAGUGGAUCGGAUCAGGAUAGUAAGAUCAAAGUCAUCAAGUCUGACGACAUGGACUCGAUCAAACGCACAUACAAGCGCAAUGACAAUGGCGAGAAGACCGGCUUCCGCGACAAGAGAAUUCUCAAGACUGACCUUCCCAAUGGGGGCUCGGCAGAGGGCGAGCUUAACAAUCAUGUUGCGGGCCGCCACUCGAUCGAUGCGCUCGGAAACGUUCUUCCCAAGACAGUUGAUAUUUUGGAGACAUGUUCGUCCAGUACUCAGUCUUCGCGCACCAAUGGGGGUCGAGUGGACUCACCCAUGAUGAUUAAGGAUCAGUCUGCGCUUCUCGACCACCGACCCAGUACCGUUACUGUCGUUGGUGAAGAUCUGUCGGAAUUUAUUGAUCAUCGCAAGGUCAAUAGCUUGCCUGCGAAAGAGGCAUCUGCAAUGGUGACCGCAACGAAAAGGGUGCCCAUUCACAACAAAGAGGGUAAGAUUAGUGGCUGGAAAGAAGUGUGCACCAACAAACCUGACGAACCUGGCGUGAACGACUUGCCGACCAGUUUCGUCGAGAAGCGACGCGACAAAGUAGCAGCAGUGGUAGAAUGUCAGACUCUGGCCGAGAAGUUUGACGAAGAAACCAUCAGUAAGCCUGACUCUGCAGUGGUCACUCUCUUGCAACAAAUGCUUGCCACUAGCGAGACGCGCUCACGCGUGCACUCCCGGACCAAUUCUGUACACAGUCGUGCUCCCAGUCGCUCCAACUCCAUCAGUGGAUCCGGUCUUACCGAGCUCCAGUAUGAGAGCAAAAAGAUCAUCGAGGAUGCGCUCGAAGGUCUUGUCAGUGCCGUGGCUUCUGAUAAGUAUACUUCGAGCAACGCGUCUUCUGGCGGGUUGUUCAGCUUCGCAAGGAGUGCAGUGUCCACACCCGAACCUUCGGUCCUUCGACAAAGCAUCUCUAAGUGGAUGUAUGGAGAUGCCUGA
Aureobasidium uvarum is the source of this 3936-nucleotide messenger RNA. The record is from the annotation of a GenBank genome assembly. NCBI's taxonomy places the organism in Eukaryota, Fungi, Ascomycota, Dothideomycetes, Dothideales, Saccotheciaceae.